AUGGAUGUCUUAUACGAGAAUUAUCGGCGUGAACGUUUACGAAGCAUGCACAUGGGAGAUGGUGACACUGGACCAAAAAUGAAGCAGAGAGAAUACAACGAUGAGUUCGCGGUUCGUGAGGUGAAAAUCCGUGAGGAUUUCCAGCGGACUCUUGAAGCUAAGGAAGCUGAGUUACGGCAGAGAGAAGAAGCGCUGAAUGUGCGAUCUCGCGAAGUAGAAGAUUUGGCAGCGCAAGAGUUACGUCGUCUGGAUAUGGAGAUCCGUGCUUUGCAGGAUGAACGUACUCGUUUAUUGGCAAAAGCUGCGAAAAAACUAAAGAAGUGA
This is a messenger RNA of Cooperia oncophora, 324 nucleotides long. The record is from the annotation of a GenBank genome assembly. Lineage: Eukaryota; Metazoa; Nematoda; Chromadorea; Rhabditida; Trichostrongylidae.